Molecule: messenger RNA, 522 nt
Organism: Corylus avellana
Lineage: Eukaryota; Viridiplantae; Streptophyta; Magnoliopsida; Fagales; Betulaceae
Source: RefSeq, a predicted model, not a curated record
AUGACUUCUUUCAUGGCAGCCUGUCACGGAACCUCUUCCUUUUCCUCCUCCUCUUUCACUCCUAGAUGGGCUUAUGAUGUAUUCUUGAGUUUUAGAGGUAAAGAUACUCGCAAAACUUUUACUGCUCAUUUAUACGCAGCAUUACGUCGAAACGGAAUCAACACCUUCAUAGACAACAAGCUUAGAAGUGGAGAGGAAAUUUCACCAACACUUCUCAAAGCCAUUGAAGAGUCGCAGAUUUCAAUUAUUGUACUUUCUAAAAACUACGCAUCAUCUGGAUGGUGCUUGGACGAGUUAAUGAAGAUCCUUGAGUGUAGAAAAACUAAGGGACAACAGUUUCUGCCGUUGUUCUACGACGUAGAUCCAUGGGAAGUACAGCGUCAAACCAAUUGUGUUAAAAUAGCAUUUGCUAACCUUAAAGAAAAAUUCAAGGAUGAUCAAUUGAAGCUGAAGAGGUGGGAGACAGCCCUAGUAGAAGUGGCCAAUUUGUCUGGGAGGCCUUUGGAUAACAAGUAUUUCUAA